Acaromyces ingoldii is the source of this 4812-nucleotide messenger RNA. RefSeq lists its product as hypothetical. The transcript has a single exon. The coding region runs from base 391 to 4647 and encodes 1418 amino acids. The record is from RefSeq and is a predicted model, not a curated record. NCBI's taxonomy places the organism in Eukaryota, Fungi, Basidiomycota, Exobasidiomycetes, Exobasidiales, Cryptobasidiaceae. Gene Ontology annotation, molecular function: protein binding.
GUGCGACCUGGGCCAUCUACAAGACGAAGAGCGACAAGCCUUGCAGCCUUUGUCGCCGUCAUCGGUCCCCGACGAUCUGAGGUGCGACACAAAACCUGGGGAGAGGGGGCGAGAUCCGAAGAGGAGAAGAGAAAGAGACAUACAGAGGGAAAAGGGGCUUCCGAGCAAAGCAGUCGAAUGGGAUCGUCUUCUUAUUCCUUUCAUUACGACCAGCGACUUCUUCGGCUUCCCAGCGGCCUGCCUACCCCACCUUGUGGAAUCCUUCUAUUCGCAGAAAGAGUGUUAGAGUGGAGAAGAGAGAGGCGCCUGGUUGCGGGGCAGGGCCACGGUCCGUGUGGCCAACGUGCUCCGGGCACGAAGUAGUGGAGUGACGACUUCUGGCCCGCUGCCAUGCACCGAUUCCGAGCGAGUCCGCUGACGACGAUGCAGCGAAGCGUUCUCUACUCGACCUUUCUCCUGUCAGCGCCGAGCUCGACGGCGAGACGAGCUCUCGGGUCGUCCGCAGGGGCGGGCUUGCAGCAGCGCGAGAGGACCAGACGGCGAAUGAUCGAAGCUGCCCAGCUUUCAGGACACGGAGGACAAAUAGCGCGGGCAUCGACGAGCUCAGAGGCGGAACCAUUAGGUGCUGUUGCUGGUGCUGGUGCGACUUCGGCUGCUGUAGCGUCCACGGAGGCUGAAGGCUCGUCUCGAUCGCUUUCACUGGAGCAAAGACCUGCGGCAAAUGGGCAGGGCAAGGGCAAGACGAGGGCAAAUGGCCCAAGAGGGAGAACGGCCCCACUAGAUCGCCGGAAGUUGACACUGAAUAGCAGCAAAGAACCAUCUCCAGCUCCGCAAACGGAAGGGCAAGAUCAGGCCCCAACAGCAGCGAUAGUAGAAGAGCAGACCUUAGACCGAGAGGAGUCUCCUUCCUCGACAAGGGCUCUGGACGAAGAAGCAUCGAUCGAGACGAAAGACGCAGGUGUGCAACAAGAGCCAGAAAGUCCUGGGGCUGAGCUGCUCGGGAAGCUCCGCGAUGCACUUCGGUGGCAAAUGAGGAGCACCGGCGCAGGUAGCGAUGUACAGAAAAGGGCGAAGUUUCGUGCGACGGCAGCCCGCGAAUCGGUUUCGGACGUCUAUCGUUACUGGAAACUCAAGAGUGCCGACGACGUUUUCGAUACCAACCUGCACCUUAAGGUGGCCACUUGUCUCAGUCUCCUUUGCUUUCGAGGCUCCAAGCUGCCGGUGGAGACGGACGACGCAGACCUCCUGAGGAAGGAGGCCGGGGCGCACAUCUUUGAGAUUCUCAACGUGGCCAAAGAGUCGGGAUUGGAGGGCAAAGACUUGCUCUUCAGGUGGCAAAACCUCGAGAUACAAGCACUCGAAUCGACGGGAGAUGCUGAACUGGCUAGAAGCCGGCUCAUUUCGAUACUCGAACAGCCUGAGCGGCGAUUGCCGCUUCUCGCCAGCGCCAUGAGUAGCAACGAGCAUAGACCGCGCCAAGUAUCUGUCAGGGCUCGUGCCUACGCAGACGAAAGAAGGGCAGGACUCGAGCCUUUGAGUGUCACUCUCGCUUCUAUCUUGCAAGGUAUGCAUGUGCAUGCCAGGCAAGGUGCCAAAGACCCUCAAGAAGUCGAGCAGAGAAUUCGCCAGAGCCUCGAGUGGCUUUUCGACCACGUAGAGACGCUCGGCCUUAUUCGUUACGGCUUCGACAAGGCCUCUGUCUCCUUCAAGCACCUCGUCUCGCUCAUUCAUGAGCCACUGGACAUGUGCAAAUCGAUUCUGUCGGCGCGAAGCACAGAGGGUCCAGAGUGGAAAGCAACAAAGGCCGCUCCAGCCUUUUCCGCCAUAGCCCGAACCCUUGUCACCAUGAAUGCGCAUAUGGACGCUUGCGACGUCUACCGCUGGUGCACUUCACAGGGUAUCAGGCUUCCUGAGACAGUAGGCAGGCGCAUCGUUCGUGUCCUGUCGCUCAAGAAGGAAUACGUGCUCGCCGAACGCAUUGCCAGCGAACUCCACAAGCAGGCACCCACGUCGCCGCAGGGCAGGGUCCUCGAGAGGAGCACUCUCAAGGUGCUCAUCAAGCUUUACGCACAGCAGGGCCAUGAAAGUAAGAUGGAAGAAGAAAUCAGGCGAUUCGUGGACAAUCUCUACGCCCCUGCGCAGGAAUACUUCAUGGGCAAAGACGCAAUGCCGCGGGGCAGCCAUGAUCAGUUCUUUCGUAAGAAUCGACUGAUGUGCUGGGCCAUACGAGGCGACGUGGAGAAGUGCAAGGACAUGCUUCUGAGGCAUUACGAUGUAAGGAGAUUCCUCAAGGUCAGCGCCAGCCAGUAUCAUCGCGUGAAACGAGUCGGGCUGCAGGAAGUCGAUUCCUCCAUCUUGCGUCGACUGUUGCAAGCUUACAUCAACCGAGGCCUUCUCGCUGAUGCAGAGGAGCUCUGGGAUCGCAUGUCGAGCUGUCCUCCUCAUCUCCGCCAUCUUCGGCCAGACUCAAACAUGUUCAACAGCCUCUUGGCCGCAUACGUGCUUCGCAACGACUUGGGUGCUGCCGCCUCGCUUUGGGAACAGAUGCGAGAAAGGCCCAAUUUCCGACCUACUCGGGCCUCCUUCACAACAAUGAUGAACCUCUGCGCCGAGCGGCAGGACGUUGAGGGAGCAAAGAAGAUGCUGGAAACUAUGAUCCACGAGUAUGGCCACGAGCCAGACCGAGAGGCUCUCACGGCCUUGAUGGAUGCACACGUCGAAGCGGGCUCCUGGCAAGGUGCUUUGGACGUUUUCGAGUGGAUGCAGACGCAGUCGUCGCUCGGCCUGCGCCCUUCGACCGGGGCAUACAAUACACUCAUCAAGAUUGACGUCCUACGCGGAGCACCAGCACGCUCCGUCAUGGCUGUCCUCUCCCAUAUGUUGUCCGCUGGCAUCGUGCCGGAUGAGAGGACUUAUGCACUGGUGAUGCAAGCGGCCUGCGACUCUGGUCUCAUGGAUCAAGCAGAGGACAUCUUUGAAAUGGCUGAUCGCUCUCUGCUGUCGCAGACCGGCGUCUUCGGCGAAGGCUGCAACGCAUAUCAUUUCACCAUCAUCAUCCAUGCCUACCAUCGGCUUGGUUUGCCUCAGGAGGCAAAGGAGUAUCUGGACGAGAUGCAGAGGCGUGGUGUCGAACCUACCGCGAUUACAUGGUCAAGCUUCGUCAAGAUGUACGCCGAGCGAGCAAGUGACGAUCCUUCGUCGUGGCAGUCGGCCCUCGAUUUCGUCCGUCAGCUUGCCAGCAAUUUCCAACCACUGUCCCCAUCAUCAGACGUGGGAGGUGAUGCUGCAACGGAAGGCGGAACGCCUAUUGCUCGUCGAUUUGCGCCGAAGCAAGGUGAUCAGCUCCUCGAUCUUUACGAUCCCCUCAUCCACUCAGCCGCGAAGCAGGGAGAACCUCGCAAAGUAGAGACACUCAUUCGAGAAUUAGUGGAUCAAGGCACAAGUAUUCCGCUUCGAGUUUGGACGUCGCUUCUCGAUGCCUUCCGACGCAGGUCAGACACAACUGGCUGCCUUCAAGUUUGGUCGACUCUGCUCGAGCAAGCCAGAGAAGAGAAUGAUGCCGCCGCCUCGAUGCUCAAGAGAGGGCGAGGACGAGGAUCCUGGCGCGCACAAAAUCUCGUUUGCGUUCCUCUUUCCAUCCUAAUCGAUGCCUUGACAACUGCGGGCAAGUACGAAGCUGUGGUGGAGGCUUGGACAGAUGUCAAGGCGGCCGGAUUCACCUUUGACGCUCACAAUUGGAACCAUCUCUGCGUUGCGCUUGUCCGCGGAGGUUGGAUUGGUCAAGCACUCGACAUCGUUGAGGAGGUCCUUUACGACCCACCACCAAUAUCUUCCAACAACGUCACCUCUUCAUCGACGUUGAGUCUUGAGGAAGAGGAGAAAGAGGAAAAGCCAGUGGCGGCUCGGUCGACCGACUGGGUCCAGAAGCUCGUCUAUGGUGACGGACAAGGGACGCAAGGGGUCCUGCAGGACGACAGCUCCGAGAAGGAGGACGAGGAAGAGGAAAGGGAGGGAAUAGACCGCGAAUUCGAGCAUCUAAAUGACUCUGAGGACGAAUUGGGGCGUCAGGAAAACGAAGGAGAGAGGCCAGCACAGAGUGACGAAGAGAGCGGAUCAGCUUCUGACAGAGGAAUGACAGAGUGGGAGAUUGACCGGGAAGAUCCAAGAGGGUGGGACGCACGGCGGAUCAGACGUCAACGCCAAACACGGAUCCGACAUGAUUUUUCGUUCUCCAUCGACCCGUCCAUUGUGGAGGACUCUGCCCGUAUAAAGUCCGAUCCCUGGGAAGAAGGAGAGUCAAGCUCUUCUCGCCGUAGUGGCAGCGCGCUGAAUCGCUUCGCCUAUGACCUCUCAUCUUCUAUCACGCCAUCCUCGCCCUGGUUCGCUCAUUACAACACACUCUUGACGCUCUAUGACUCUGUCAACCAGCGUCUUGCUGCCUCACGCCGGCAGAAUGCUGCUCUCUACCCGCCCAACCUGGAUCUAGCCUCGGACAUCGGCGGACAAUCGCAUGAGGAGUCCAUAGGCGCCGCGAUGGUGGAGCAACUGCGCAGACAUCCAAAGGCCAGGUCCCUUCUGGCAGAUUUCUCGAAGCGGCUCGAGGCUAUCCGCGAAAAGGAACGACUCGAAUCUCAGAACUACUCUUGAACCCUGAGGUCAGCGUAGUCCUCGCGCUUCUCACCAAGUAUCACUGCUCAACAAUUUACAUCACUCUGAGGCCCUCACACAAUUCUGUGAUAGACAUUUGUACUGUACAACAACAUGGGCUGGCUCGUCAAUUGCAACGGAGGCACUAGCCUGCUUGUGGAACUG